UUAUCCAUGGCUAAGUCCUAGCUACCUCAAAACCUUUUCAUUUAAGCUAGACAGGUUAAAGAAAGAGUAGUGUAUUCAUGUAUGUAACAAAAACAUACGUAGUAAAAUAGUUUGUUAGCAUUAAGCGAACUACUCCUAUCAUUUAUUUCAUGCAUACUUAUUACUUACAGUUAGUUAGCUAUUACGUAUGAAACAUCAACUCAGGGCAAGUAGCUAGUCUUAUUUAUUUUAAAGGCAAAUACACAAAACAUGAUGGAGCAACGGAUGUAUAUAGUGAAACAUGUUUAAUAUGAUUGGUUCACAACGAAACCCAUCAAGCACUACAUUCAUACUGGCAUAAUGCUGCCACCCAUAAGUUGCAAAUUAAUUAAUGAUGAUAUCAUUUAAUAUUCUUUGGGGUGUUAUAUAUUUACACUUAACAAAUUGAAGGGAAUUAAUAUACAAUACAUAAUAACUUAAUGUGGAAACUGACCAAACCGGUCGGUAGAAAAUGACACUAUAAAUAGAGAAGAGAGUCCGUGUUCUUUAAACAUCCGCCACUCUCUGCUCUACCUUAAACCGUAACACCUGAAUCUAUAUAUAAAAUCAUUAACGUAAGAUCGUAUUUCAGAUGGAUAAGCAGCGUAAGUCGAAGCAUCCCAAGACCAAUGCUUAUGCCACCAUUGUUUCCUCUUCUUCGGAAGAAGUGAGCAGUCUUGAGUGGGAAGAAAUAGCAAUGACACAAGAAGAAGAGGAUUUGAUCUGCAGAAUGUAUAAGCUUGUCGGCGAAAGGUGGGAUUUAAUAGCUGGGAGGAUUCCAGGAAGAACGGCACAAGUGAUCGAGAGGUUUUGGGUCAUGAAGAAUCAUCGAAGAGCUUGAUUACGUUGAUUGAUAAUUCUAUAUCAUUUUUAUAAUAAGGAAAUAUAUACGUGUAUCCUCUAAUCGUUGGUAAUUCUGCAGUUUUGUUCUUGUAUUUGGAGUUGUAUCUCGGGAUUUCAUACUUAUGUUUCUAAGUUGUCUUAAUUAAUUAAAGUCACGUACGAAAUAUUUUGUUAAACAUAGUAAACUUCCGGUAAUUUUAAAGGUAAAAAGUCAUUAAAAUCAUAUAUAUAUAUAUAUAUAUAUAUAUAUUUUGUCACAACACUGAAAUGAAUUAGUUAUGUGAAAUUUGUAUUGAGAAAAUAUAUAAAUAGAAAAAUAUUUCUCAUAAAAAGAGAAAAUGACAUGAAAUGAAAUUAAGAUUGGGGAUUGUAUGUCAAUAUAAAUUGAUUAGUGUGAAUAGAAGAUC
Brassica napus (rape) is the source of this 1268-nucleotide messenger RNA. RefSeq names its product MYB-like transcription factor ETC1. Gene Ontology annotation, biological process: cell differentiation. Bases 611 to 859 code for a protein of 82 amino acids. The transcript has 3 exons. The record is from RefSeq and is a predicted model, not a curated record. Gene Ontology annotation, cellular component: nucleus. Lineage: Eukaryota; Viridiplantae; Streptophyta; Magnoliopsida; Brassicales; Brassicaceae. Gene Ontology annotation, molecular function: transcription cis-regulatory region binding.